CUCUCUUCGUACCAGCAGUAUUGUUUCAUCGGUAUCGAGAAGCGAAACUAUGCCUGAACCAGCGAAGUCUGCGCCCAAGAAGGGCUCUAAGAAAGCCGUGACUAAGACCGCCGGCAAGGGAGGGAAGAAGAAGAGAAAGACCAGGAAGGAGAGUUACGCCAUCUACGUUUACAAGGUGCUGAAGCAGGUCCAUCCUGACACCGGGAUCUCCUCCAAGGCCAUGAGCAUCAUGAACUCCUUCGUAAACGACAUCUUUGAGCGUAUCGCGGCUGAGGCGUCCCGCCUGGCUCACUACAACAAGCGCUCCACCAUCACUUCGAGGGAGAUUCAAACGGCUGUGCGUCUGCUGCUGCCAGGUGAGCUGGCGAAGCACGCUGUGUCCGAAGGUACCAAGGCCGUGACCAAGUACACCAGCUCCAAGUAAAGCGUCCUGCUGCUCCACCAACCCAACGGCUCUUCUAAGAGCCAC
Molecule: messenger RNA, 469 nt
Organism: Scatophagus argus
Lineage: Eukaryota; Metazoa; Chordata; Actinopteri; Scatophagidae
Product: histone H2B 1/2
Exons: 1
Coding region: 50-424 (124 amino acids)
Cellular component (GO): nucleosome
Molecular function (GO): protein heterodimerization activity; DNA binding; structural constituent of chromatin
Source: RefSeq, a predicted model, not a curated record